Molecule: messenger RNA, 820 nt
Organism: Calliphora vicina (urban bluebottle blowfly)
Lineage: Eukaryota; Metazoa; Arthropoda; Insecta; Diptera; Calliphoridae
Product: E3 SUMO-protein ligase NSE2-like
Exons: 2
Coding region: 56-691 (211 amino acids)
Biological process (GO): protein sumoylation; double-strand break repair via homologous recombination
Cellular component (GO): nucleus; Smc5-Smc6 complex
Molecular function (GO): zinc ion binding; SUMO ligase activity
Source: RefSeq, a predicted model, not a curated record
CGCUAAAAAGUUUUCGCGGACAUAUUUAAUUUAAUACAAAGAACAUUUUAGAACUAUGAAUGCCAAACUAAAUGCCGAAUUAGACAAUGCUUUACAGUGUCUGCUAGAAACAUAUCACCUGGCUCUAGAGUUUGGCGACGAAGAAUCGCAAAAUCACCAGACAUAUUUGGAUUUGGCUGACAAAUUGUUGUCAACUAAGGAGAAUGCCAAACGCAUGGAUGACGCCAUUGAAGUGGCCAAGGAACAAGGCACCCUUGAGGAUUUUGAACAUGAAUAUCAACAACAGUUGAAUACUCGCUUGUCUAAGAAAUAUGAUGUGAAAAAGUGUUCAGAUUUCAAGAAUUUUAAACAGCAAUUGUUGCAAAUUGCUCAGGCAAUGGAACAGGAAUGUGAGGUGGCCACGGGCAGCAAUGCGACACGCGUUGAAAGCGAUGAUUUUGUAAUGGAAAGCGAGAUAAAUGUAUUUGAUCCUCUAACCAAACAGCGUAUGCAAAAUCCAGUGCGCAAUACACUCUGUAAUCAUCAUUAUGAGAAAUCUGCUAUUCUAGAAGCCAUACAAAUAAACAAGCGUUUGAGAUGUCCCGUGGCAGGUUGUGGUAACAAAGCGUUUGUUAUUCAACAACAUUUGGUUGAUGAUAACAUGUUUAAAAUUCGUUUGCAAAAAAUGCAAGAUUUGGAAGCCGAAGACUAAUACACACAUUUUAAAUUACUAGGUAUAAGUUUCUAAUUUUUAUUUAAGUAUAUUUCACUGUUACAGUUUUAUGAAAUAAACACCAUGAAUUGUUUUCCUUUUUUAUCUCUCACAUUCCAAGAACCUCAA